AUUUGUUUUGCAUACAAAUUGUAAACUUUACGAUUUUUUAUAUUUUCACUAUAAUUUAAGUAAUAAAAAUGGAUGAUAGCCCAGAAUUAGAGCUAAAAAAGCUCUGCUGUACCUGUUUAAGCAGAAAUCGGAAGCUAUUUCAGUUAUGUAGAUUACCCGAUGGAAUAAAUAAUUUAUAUUCGCUAUUAUCUUACGAUUCUGAGGCUUACAGAGAAGGUUUCUACAGAGACACAAUGAGUUUGUAUAUUUGCUGGGAGUGUCGAGCUGUCAUGAGUCGGAUUACGAGGUUUAGACUACAAGCCUGUACAGCAUUGAAGCAUCUCAGUGACAUCGCUGAUGGUCGAACUAAUGUAAAGUCAACAUGUUUAUCCCGCCUCACUAGUCAAAAACUAAACGAAAUAGCCGUCACAUCAAAAUGUAUGAACACAGACAAUUUCAUAAAUUUAACAGAAGAUUUCAUAGAUUGCGGCCCAACUACAGAUUUACUCAUAAAGCAUGAAUAUGAUGAUGAUGACAUUCCAUUAUCCGAACUCAACAACUGGUCAGACCAUGAUCCAGCAACCGUCAGAGACUGCAAAGAUGAACUGUCUAUAGCCAAUGAAAAUGAACUGUCAAAAAGCAUAGACAAUAAGGAUGAACUGUCAAAAACCAUAGACCAUAAGGAUGUACUGUCAAAUACCAUAGAGCAUAAAGAUGAACUGUCAAAAUGCAUAGACAAUAAAGAUGAACUGUCAAAAUGCAUAGACAAUAAAGAUGAACUGUCAAAUAAUGUGUUGCCAGGUGUGAAAAAGAAGAGAAAGCAUGUGAAAAAAAGAUUUUCUCUUGUCUCUAUUGAUGAUUCUGAAUUGGAGAAGAUGAGAAGUGAUUGUAGAAUGGAUGCUGAAUAUUUGGCGGCUAGUUUUAAGUGUGAUAGUUGUAUUGAGAUAUUUGAUAGUGAAACUAAAAUGAACGAACAUAAUUCAUUACAUUUAAAGAAACCAAAUCACUCACAAUGCGAUGUUUGCCUCGUCUACACAUCUACGUCAUCGUACACACGCCAUAGACAAGAACACUACCAUAGACACGACUGUAAGUUGUGUAAAUACACAAGUUUGAAUGAGAAAGCUAUUUCUGUACAUUUGGAAACUAAACAUGAGAUUAAAGAAUAUUCUAAUAAGAAAACUAAAACGAAUAAAGUGACAUUGAAAGAAGACUCAACGACUACAAAACUAAAAGACCCGUCUUUAGAAUACAAGUGUGAUGAAUGUGAUCAAUAUUUUGGAAAUAAGAGUGCGCGAUGGAAACAUGUACAGAAAUGCCACAGGGAGGGAUUCGAAUGCGCGACCUGCGGGCAACGGUUCCCAUUUAAAAAUAAUCUUAGAAGACAUGAGCAGCGCCACAAAUCCCCGCCACCUCGCGAAGAAUGCGAGAUCUGCCACAAGAUGAUCAGGAUAUCUUUAAAAGCGAACCACGCGAAGAUACACACUGAACGGCCGCGGUACAGAUGUGAACAAUGCGACAAGACGUUUGUGAGUCGCGAGUCUUACGAGAAUCAUUUGAAGUAUUCCAUGGCGCAUGCUAAAGUGGAUCUGUUGAAAUACAAAUGUAGUAUGUGUGAGAAGGGGUAUAGGUCUCGCAAUGAGCUGAGGGACCACGUCAACUACCAACAUAUGGGGAAGACGCAGCAUAAAUGUCCCAUCUGUGAAAAGGCUCUAGCCACAAGGCGUUGUAUCACGCGACACGUCAAGCGCGCUCACGAAGGUAUCAAAGAAAAUGUUCGGGACAAAAUGUGUCAGACUUGCGGGAAGGCUUUUACGCACAAGAAGAGUCUAAUUGAACACGAACUGAUUCACUCAGGCGCCCGCCCGCUCUGGUGUGAGCUAUGUGGCUCUACGUUCAGACAGAGUGCGUCUCUAUAUACACAUAGAAAGAGAGUGCAUCGACUACAUACUGCGAGGAAAACUGCUACUCUGUUACAUACUUGAGUUUUUGUUAUAUAAGUUUUAAAACUGACAUGGUCACUAACACUAGUAUUAGAACUUGAAAAGUGGGUGUACAUUGUAUAGCGGCAUUACGUGUCGCAAUGUGCACCUCUGCUUACCUCUUCGGCGAUAAAAGGCGUGACUAUUGGUUACUUUUUGUGAAAAAGAUAAAUAAACAAAUGUAGGUUUAUUUACAUGGAUUUUCUAGUCAUUGUAAUUAUGUAAAAUAUAUCACAUUAAAAUACUUUAGUCAUAUAGUAAG
This is a messenger RNA of Spodoptera frugiperda (fall armyworm), 2223 nucleotides long. RefSeq names its product zinc finger protein 454-like. NCBI's taxonomy places the organism in Eukaryota, Metazoa, Arthropoda, Insecta, Lepidoptera, Noctuidae. The coding region runs from base 69 to 1964 and encodes 631 amino acids. The transcript has 10 exons. The record is from RefSeq and is a predicted model, not a curated record.